CAGUCUUAAUCAUCCUAAUCAAGUUGAAUUUAAUGUUAAACAUGGCUUUUAAAUGCAUACUAUGGUUUGCACAGGAGCAUGUAAAUUUCAGAAUAUCAGAGUUCGAGUCACUUGCUAAAAUGUUUGGCCUUCAGUUUCGACUAGUGUCUCAACAGCUGUUGAAACCGUUCUGGAUAGUGGAGUUUCCCAGCGAAAAGACUGCCUUGCAGUAUGCCUCCCGCUCCGUUGCCCUGCGUGCUAUAUUCGAGCUAUAUUCCUACGCAAAUACCCUGCCAGAUUUUCACAACAGACUUCGCUCUCACGUGGAUACGCACCAGAAGGAGCUUGCGCGACACUUCAGUAGCGAUAGUAGCUUUAAAAUCACUGUCGAGACCUACAAUAAGCACUUUAGCCAGCGGGAAAAGGUUGAGAAGAUUGAGACGAUGGACUACUUACCCAUCGAAGGCGCUGUCGAUCUGAAAAACCCUCUGGUUGAGUGGUGGUACCUCGAAUUUUGGGGCUUGGAUCCAAAAGCAGUGCCCCCCGUUCCCGAGGACAUUCUUUUUGGACGUCUUCUGGCCCAGGGUCAGCGACAUUUGAUCAAAGAUCUCUCUUUGAAGAAGCGCAAAUUCAUCGGGAACACCAGCAUGGAUGCGCAGCUAAGUCUGCUUAUGGCCAACCAGGCUAUGGUUCGGGACGGCGACUUGGUGUUUGAUCCUUUCGUCGGUACGGGCUCACUGCUGGUAAGCGCGGCCAAGUUCGGGGGGUAUGUCCUGGGAGCUGACAUUGACUACAUGAUGGUGCAUGCGCAAUGCCGGCCCAGCCGCAUAUCCCAAAGGGUUCGAGAGAAGGACGAGAGCAUUCGAGCGAACUUAAAGCAAUAUGGGUGUGCGGAUCGCUACAUGGAUGUGUUAGUAGCCGAUUUCUCGAAUCCUCUCUGGCAUCCCCGCCUUUCAUUCGAUAGCAUUAUAACCGAUCCUCCAUACGGAAUUCGCGAGGCAACGGAAAAGGUGGAAACAAAAAAGAGUGCGAAAGAGGACACACGCAGUGAGGACAUGAUCCACUAUCCGUCCACUUCGCACUACUCGCUGCAGAGCUUGUACUGCGAUUUGCUCGAGUUUUCUGCAAAGCACCUGAAACUAGGAGGACGCCUCGUGUGCUGGCUUCCCUUCCAUCGAGAGGACUAUGAUGAGGAAAUGCUGCCACAUCACAAGCACUUGCGGCUGGUGGCCAACUCCGAGCAGCCCUUAACUGGCAACACUUCCCGUCGCCUACUAACAUAUGAAAAGAUUUCGGAGUACAGCCAUUCAGAGGCUUCGGAGUCCCGAACAACGUUUGUAAAUACGCCCUCGGAGGACUUCAGGGAUCGCUACUUCAACAACGCUCUGGAGUCUCGCAAGGAUCGCCGAAUGCGCAAAUCAGAACUACGCGAGCUCGGACGCCUGGAAAUGGCCAGCCGGGGAAAGAUUCCCACUGACGCACGCGCGAAGAAAUGUGACUUGAACAAGGCCCGUUUCGCCUAGCAGCCAAAGCUCAUUUUUACGUUGAAUAAACAUUUAUGAGAUA
This is a messenger RNA of Drosophila subobscura, 1545 nucleotides long. Its product is annotated as tRNA (guanine(10)-N2)-methyltransferase homolog. Gene Ontology annotation, cellular component: cytoplasm. Lineage: Eukaryota; Metazoa; Arthropoda; Insecta; Diptera; Drosophilidae. The coding region runs from base 33 to 1502 and encodes 489 amino acids. Gene Ontology annotation, biological process: methylation. The transcript has 4 exons. Gene Ontology annotation, molecular function: nucleic acid binding. The record is from RefSeq and is a predicted model, not a curated record.